Dentiscutata heterogama is the source of this 202-nucleotide messenger RNA. NCBI's taxonomy places the organism in Eukaryota, Fungi, Glomeromycota, Glomeromycetes, Diversisporales, Gigasporaceae. The record is from the annotation of a GenBank genome assembly.
AUCCAGAAGAGGCAGAUGAUAGUGUCAAAAAAGAAAUUCAAGAAGGUGCGAAUGAAUGUAUAAAGCUAGUUAGUAUAAUUGAAAAAUUUAUCACUACUAGAAAAAAUGAUUCGAUAGCACAAUCUAAAAUAGACAAAUAUUUUAAUAUUAAUGUUGAUGGAACAGAAAAGUUACAAUCGCUGGAUGAUCUGGAUGAUUUGAU